This is a messenger RNA of Prorocentrum cordatum, 3111 nucleotides long. Lineage: Eukaryota; Dinophyceae; Prorocentrales; Prorocentraceae. The record is from the annotation of a GenBank genome assembly.
AGGCGUCCUGGCCCGAGCCACUUCCGGCUUGAGCUGCCCCUCUUGCGCUGAAGCAGCAAGCGCCAGCACAGCGCGCGCGCAGUCCGAGGCCCUCGCGGCGCCCCGCCCUGCAGGUCGACCAGAUGCCGUUCCACGCCCCCGCCGACAGCGUCUUGGCCCUCCGCCCAGAAGAGACCCCACACGGCGGGGCCGAGCAGGUGGAGCACUCCGGUGGGCCCCAGCACCUCGGCACGCUCUCGGAGUGCCUCCUGCGCUUCCCCGCGGGCCCGCCCGAGGAGGGGCCCGUGCCGCCGGAGAGCAGCGCCAGCGAGGCCGAGGAGCAGCGGCCCGCGGGGCGCCACGAGCGCCCCCGCGGGGCGGCGGCGGUGGUGUACCACGGGCGCGUGUCGCACCCGCGGCUGGGCGCCAACAUCCCCGUGCAGCUGGAGCUCUGGUCGGCAGGGCGGCGCGCGAGGGGCGUGUGGUUCAUGCUCGGCAGGAGCGUGGACGCCGUCGCCGAGGGGAAGGGCAAGUGGCCCCUGAGCGUGCGGACCGUCGGCGGCGUCACGAGCGCCACGCUCUGGGGGAAGGAGGUGGCCCCCCGGUGCUUUGCUGGCGAGUUCUCCUUCGGUGGCGACGGUGGCGGCUCCUUCGAGCUCCUGCAGUGCCUCCAGGUUUCUCUGUCGGCCGAGUCUGCCGACUGGGGCUCGUCCAGCCACAGCGGCUCGCUGUCCGCAGACUCAUUGGAUUCCUUGGACGCCCCGGCCAUGAACAUGAAGGAGCCUAUCGGGUACUACGGAAACAAGCUCGCGGUGCAGUCCUCAGGCAGGCCUGCGGACGAGGUCGACUCCAAGCUGAUCUUCACGUCGGAGGAGCAUCUCGCCCAGGCACUCGUCGAGGUCCUCAGGGUGCACCCCAACGGCGUGGACCUGGCCCAGCUCAAGCAGGUCAUCCACCGGAGCUCCGGCCGCUGGGUCUCCGAGGCGCUCCUCGGCUACAAGAAGCUCCGCGACCUCAUCAGGUCGCCCACGAUGUCCCAGGCCUGCUGGUUUCAGAGCAACGGCAGCUGCUGCCGCGUCUUCGGCUACAGCGCGUACGCCCCCGCGGCCGUGGCGGCGACCCGCGGCCGAUGCCCUCCCGGACUCGAGGGCCCGUAGGCUCGGCAGAGCUCCUGUGAUGGGCUCGCCAGGGACGCUGCCAGUCGCGGUGGGGACGUUCCAAACUCCUCCUUCGGCUUGUGAGCGAGGGGGAGAAUCCAGGACCUGGCGUCGUGGCCCCUAUAGGACUGAGAUUGCUAGCCGUGCUCAUUUUUUUGCACGCGGGCAUCCUCUAUCCCAGCGCCGGAAGGGUGUCAGAAGGUCGGCGGAAGUAAAACGGGGCCGCCUCCGCCAGCGGAAGCCAAGCACGGUCUUCCGCCGGCCGCGCCCAUUUGCUUUCAUGUCUAAUCGUAUUGCAGCGGAGAUUCUUUAUUAGCACGUCCCUCGGCAUGCCACCCGCGCAUGAGAGCGUCAGGCUGCCGAGCCGAGCUGUAGAUAGUGGUCCCUUGCAGUCAGCUCGAAAGUUUGAAUCCGUCCAUCCAUCCACCUUCAGGCGUUGGUUUUCCUACCUCCUCACUCCUCGUACCCAUGUGCUCCUCGCUUUCCCCUCUCCCCGGCCACCUCUUGCUUCUCCGAGCCCCUCCACCACUUUGCUUUGGCUGCGCGCCACUUUUUCGGAGCGUUCGCUCCGGUCGAAUGUGUCUCACGCGGUGAGACCUGACCACCCUUUGCCCAGCUGUGACGGGGAUCUGGGGCACUCCAUCGAGUACAGGGUGUGAUGACGAGCGUGUCUGGGCUUUGACCCAGCGCGAGGCCACGACCUUGGCCAAUCGAGGAGCAUCGAGUCUGAGCGCCAAGGCGUUCCCUCAGCCAGCGCGACAGCGCGAUGCCCUGCUCGGUGCGCCCCCCGCGCAGGAUCUCCAAGGUGGGCGAGGAGCGGCGGAGGACUCGGCAGAAUGGCCGUCGGCGGGCUCGUUGCGCCGCUGUCCGCCCUCCCCACCCCUUGCACGCCCUGCAUCCGUCGCUGGCACCCGGCGCACGCCCUCACCGAGGCUUGAGGGCCCACGGGAUACCGCCUCGCUGCAACAGAGCGAAAGCGGUUUCCGUGGUCAGUUCGUCAUAGUCUCGGGGGCACUCGCUGGUCGUGACAGGCUAGCUCCCUUCCGCCUGGCUGAUCAGUCAAGGUCAUUGGCGGAUGGUUUUCACUCUUGGUCGCCUGCAGUGGCUGCGUCCCAGGUCACAGCUGCUAGCGUCCACGGCAUGAUGCAGUUUCGCCAGCUACGUAGGUAAAGUCUUGACGCUUCGCGUAUCCCCACCACCAUCCGUAGGAAGAGGGGCCGUGGAAGAGGAAAGAGGCCCUCCUUAGACCGCCCGUCGCCUGGAGGGCUGGCGGGAUUGCCGCCGACGGGCAUGCAGGACAGCGAGAGCGGGCGCGGGCAGGUGGCAGAGAACCAACAAGCAACAUCGCGCGCUGGUCCUCUCAUCCGGGCCACCUCGCUUGCACAGCGCCAGGCUGUGAGCUCGCCGAUGCUCUCACCCGUGCGCGUGGGGACGGCGGGAGAGAAUGUCAUCUCCUUCUCACUUCCUCCCCUCGCUCGCUGUCGACAAUUGGCCGUUCGUCCGCUGUCCACGCCUCGCGUGAAUUCAUAGGCAUGCACGGCCUUUUUUAAGCGGAGCGGCCAAAACAGUUCGCGCACACAUGCGCGUGGCCACGCAUCCGCGCCUGCGGGGGGGGGGUACAGCAAGAGAGGUGGAGAAGGCGGAGGAGCCACUCAAUCGCACCUCGAAUCAUCCGUGCCCGCAUGGCAGCUGCAGCCGCAUCGCACCCGGGCGGCACCUCCCUGUAUCAAGGUGCGCCCUCAAGGCGAAUGGCUGGUGGAGGAUGUGAGUGGAGCCUAUCUGCAGCCCUGUUCGGCCUAGAUCCGCUGUUGACGCUGCACGGAGCCUUCACUUGUUCGCGCUGCGGUUCUUUCACAUCGCCACAUUCCCCCACUUGCGCUGCACGCCCCUGCGCGCGCCCCCUGACGGCUCUGGGUAGAUCGGCACCGACUGUUCAGCUGCGUUGCCGUCGGCCAAAGAUCGUCAUCGACAAAAA